Messenger RNA from Rhinocladiella mackenziei CBS 650.93, 1563 nucleotides. RefSeq lists its product as uncharacterized. Gene Ontology annotation, molecular function: transmembrane transporter activity. Gene Ontology annotation, biological process: transmembrane transport. The coding region runs from base 1 to 1563 and encodes 520 amino acids. Lineage: Eukaryota; Fungi; Ascomycota; Eurotiomycetes; Chaetothyriales; Herpotrichiellaceae. The record is from RefSeq and is a predicted model, not a curated record. The transcript is spliced from 3 exons. Gene Ontology annotation, cellular component: membrane.
AUGGACAUCAAGACUCCAUCUGAGAAACCUGUUUCUGGCGCCGCUGUUCCGGACGCAGUGCACUCAUCAGCAAGUUCUCAUGAAAUCUCGUCCGAUGAGAAGCCCACUGUCUCCACCGCUGAGACCGUCCCGCAACCUGUCUCGCACAAUGACAUCGGCAAGGCCUACGACCCUAACCUCGCACCGCGAUAUACCAAGAAGGAGGAAGACGCUGUCAUACGCAAGCUCGACUGGCACCUUAUACCCCUGAUUUUCGUCCUCUACAGCUUGUCGGUGCUCGAUCGGUCAAAUCUGGGCAAUGCGCGGAUCUCAGGAAUGGAAGAAGAUAUUGAUCUCGAGGGGAAACGGUAUGAUUGGUUGGGAACAACGUUUUAUAUCUCUUACAUCCUAUCCCAGUGGACACAAAUCGGCUGGAAGGCAUUCCCGCCACACCAGUGGGCCGCAUUCGCAGUGUUUUUCUGGGGUCUCGUCUCAACGCUCCAGGCGGCUUGCACAUCCUGGGCCGGCGUGAUGGUAUGCCGAGUGUUCCUCGCCAUCUUCGAAGCCGCCUACGGACCUGGCGUCCCACUGUAUCUAUCCUUCUUUUAUCCCCGGGAGAAACUUGGCUUGCGAACAGGCAUCUUCCUGUCCGGCAGCGCGGCAGCAAAUGCGUAUGGGGGUGCCCUCGCAUACGGUAUCUCACAGGCCAAAGCCUCUAUCGGGCCCUGGCGAAUCCUGUUCAUCGUCGAAGGUGUUCCAACUUGUUUGCUGGCACUGGUGGCGUGGUUCUAUUUGCCUGAUGAUCCUCAUAGUGCCAGGUUUCUGACUGAGCGUGAACGCGAGAUUGCUGUUGAUCUGUCUCUUCGACAACCUGGUGAUCGCACGGGAAAGAAAGGAUUGCAGUGGAAACAGGUCCUAGGCGGCCUCAUGGAUUACCGAUCCUACCUCCCACCACUGAUGUACUUCGGAUGCAACGUAUGUUUCGCAUCCCUACCACUCUUUGUACCCACGAUUAUCAGCGAGAUGGGAGCCUUCAGCAGAAUCCAAAGCAACGGUCUCUCCGCGCCUCCUUACGUUCUUUGCUUCCUUGCCAUUGUCGGCACAGCCUUCGUUUCCGACCACGUCGGCUUGCGAGGCAUUUUCGUCGCGGGUCCCGCUCUCCUCGCGGCCGUUGGAUACAUUAUUCUCGGAACCACAACGGGCGUGGCACCACGAUACUUUGGACUCUUCCUAACCGUUCUGAUCUUUGUGUCCGUGGCCAUGACGCUGACAUGGGUCGGCAAUACGCACGCAACAGACAGCAAGCGGGCAGCUGCACUAGCGAUCCUCGCGACCGGGGGCCAAUGUGGUCCCGUCUUGGGUACCAAUAUAUUCCCCAAGUCCGAUGCCCCUUAUUAUCGCAAGGGUAUGUGGAUCUCAUGCGGCGCCUGCCUUCUCGUCUUCGUCACCGCGUGCCUACAGAUGGGUCUUCUGAUCCGUGCGAAUCGCAAACGAGAUCGCAAGUACGGUCGUGACCGGGAGGUAGUGCAUCUUGAGCGACCGACGGACUUUGGCAAUGAUAAACAGUUUCGCUAUGUGGUUUGA